This is a messenger RNA of Aplosporella prunicola CBS 121167, 2145 nucleotides long. RefSeq lists its product as uncharacterized. The coding region runs from base 40 to 2043 and encodes 667 amino acids. The transcript has 2 exons. The record is from RefSeq and is a predicted model, not a curated record. NCBI's taxonomy places the organism in Eukaryota, Fungi, Ascomycota, Dothideomycetes, Botryosphaeriales, Aplosporellaceae.
CGCCCUGCCAACACCCUGAACUGCAUCGCAAGUCACACCAUGUCUCCCUCCCCUGCCGUUAUCAUUGUCGCCAGACACGGGGCUCGCCUCGACGCUGCCGACAAGACAUGGCAUCUCACCUCGCCUACGCCCUACGACCCUCCUCUCACGUACGGCGGCUGGACGCAAUCUCGCGCGCUGGGCACGAGGAUUGCCAGCCUACUGUACGCACGCGAAACGUCCGAGGAUGACGAUACAGCUCCAGCGGGCGCACACGGUAGGAGCAAUAGCUUGGAUGGAAUCAGUGGUCAGCCCCGAUCUGAGAGGAAAAAGCGUAAGCACAAGGUCAUCGUUCACAGCUCGCCAUUCUUGCGAUGCAUCCAGACGUCUGUAGCCAUCAGCGCCGGCAUUUCUUCGUUCCAGCACCCCCAACCGCCGUCCAGGUCUCGAAGUAAUUCACCCAAACGCAGAGCGUCGUUGCAUUCGACCUCGGCCAACGGCCGCGGUGCAGACAGGUCGUCAGGGCCAAAAGGCAUACCACACCCUGAGGAUUACCCUACGCGAAAUGUGCUCAGCAAGUCUCUUCAGAAAAGAGACAUCGACAAGACGGUUCUGCGUGUCGAUGCCUUCUUGGGGGAAUGGCUUUCGCCUGACUACUUUGACUUGAUUACGCCCCCUCCAAACUCGACCAUGAUGCUUGCUGGAGCGAAAGCAGAACUCCUCCGACGUGGAGAGUUUGUGGACACUCUCCCGGGAUCAUCGUUGAAUACCGGUAACUUCCCUGGUGGAUGGAGAUCCACUACUUCACCCGGAGCAAGCCUGCAUCAAAAAGGCGGGUCUCUUUCAGGUUUGGGGAGCCUGGCUCAGGCUCUCCCUCUGCGCGAUCGCGCAAGCAGUCAAGGCAGCUCGGCGAGUAGGUCCAUUCGAAGAGGCGAUACUGCGAUUUCAACAUCUACCAAAUCGGAAUCAGGAGCCUACAGACCCCCAGUUCCAACUUAUGCCAUCUCGCCAGCCGAGCCAAUUCCUCGUGGUUACGUUGCCCAUGCUCGGGAUGCUUGCGUUGAUAUUGAUUAUCAGUGGGACAGCAUGCGCGACCCGCAGCAGUGGGGUGAUGGUGGCGACUAUGGAGAGGAGUGGAGUGCUAUGCACAAACGCUUCCGGGGCGGCUUAAAUAAAAUGGUGGCCUGGUACAAAGAGCAUGGAGCCGGAGAUCACCUGGAAGAUGCGGUCACUGAAACUCAGGACGAGGAAGAUGAGGAGGACCUUGUCCUUGUGCUGGUCACACAUGGUGCAGGAUGUAACGCUCUGAUUGGUGCUUUGACUAAUCAGCCAGUUCUGCUCGACGUAGGCAUGGCAUCGCUCACAAUGGCUGUUAGGAAAGAAGAAUCGGAGCGAAGACCUUCAGACCUUGACAUCGGCGACGUGUCUCCUCUCAACGAACGCCGCAAGACUAGCGUCGAGUCUGUGCUCUCGGAUGAAUACGAUCUGACAGUUGUUGCCUCGACCGAGCAUUUGCGCGUGGGAGCCGACCCAGCUAGAUUAGGACCUAUGCCUUCGCCACAGCUCAUGACUAAAAUGAGCGAUUCCAGUCGUUAUGGAGCUCAAGCUGCCCCCGCAAGUCCCGUAGACAACGCGGGAGAACCGGCCCGUGGAGUCAGCAGUUCUCUCGGUAGCAUUCGACGCAGCUCGACCGUGCAUUCGAUGUCCAGCAGAAGUUAUAAUCCUACUCCAGGACGGUCCUCCCCUGGGAGCCCGAGCUUUAAGCCCGGAACUGCUCUAUGGAGCAGGCCCACUUCAAAAGACGAAGCAGCGUUUGACGGCCGUGGCAGCCCGGCCGGGGACUUUAUGUUGAAUUUUGGGAACACUCAGAGGCGAGCAUCAACACCGCGCACUGAGAAGGCCGAGGCCGAGGCCGAGGAUGAGAUAGCGCCUCUUCCCCCAAGCAUCGGAAGAUCUAUGAGCCAACAUGGACUUUGGGGAUCUGCGCCGUCGGGAGCGCGCAAUGAAAGGGAACGUGGACCGAAGAGACGGUGGACAGUAACCGAGCGGGAUGCUCAGCCUUGAUCUUGUGUACUUUGUUUGCGUGUGAGCGUGGGCGUUGGGCGAAAAAUUCGCCAAAGCAUACCAAUGUAGCAUUACUCGAUACCCUUGAAAUAAUUGACAAAG